Molecule: messenger RNA, 1923 nt
Organism: Nilaparvata lugens (brown planthopper)
Lineage: Eukaryota; Metazoa; Arthropoda; Insecta; Hemiptera; Delphacidae
Exons: 6
Coding region: 488-1690 (400 amino acids)
Source: RefSeq, a predicted model, not a curated record
UUGGGAUUUUUUUAUUUAUAAUAAGCAAACAUUUCUCAUGGAAAUUCAAUAAACAUUCUACUCAAUAAUCUUGGUCUAUUCGUCACUGAUAACUAAAUUAAAUCUGAUCCCAAAUGUUUGAUAGAGCCUCUUUUAAACACGCCAACUCCUGAGUGGUAUCCAAUAGGCUAGAAUCCACUGCUCCAAUGAACCGCCUCCAUGUGGAUUUCAAACGAUCUCAGACUGUCAUCCAACACUGAGAACUAAGAAAAUGUGAAUAUUAACAAUUGUUGAUGAAUAAUCUCGUUUUCCGUUUGUUUACAUCUGUCUCUGCUCAACUACUGUUAUGAAGUGCUUUACUCAUCUAUUUUCCGUAUUUGGCCUACCAGCAUACGUGUUCUCGGAUGAGGGUACGGUUCCUUCAACUGGUAUAUUGGAACUUCAAAACAAAAAGCAUUAUGUGUCCUCUUGAUAUGGAUGAAUGAAUAGCUUGUUUAUUUUGUAGAUUAUGGAGAAGCUAAACAAAGACCUGGACUUCUCCCUCUACUCCUCAACUCUCCGUCCACUGGUUAUCCUGAUGAAAUUCACUGGUGGCAUAUCUCUGAGAAAUGUCUUUUGCCACCAUGCCUACGAUCUGAAGCCUUCCAGAGGGAUAUCAAUAGGCACUGUUCUACUCUUGCUACUGAAUGUUUUUGUUUAUUAUCAUUUUGGAGAUGAUAUCCCAAUGCCUGCCAUUGUCUUCAAUCUUGUCUGUUCUAUAUUGGGUUGUGCUCAUUUUUUUAACUGCAAUCUGACGGAUAAUACAUUGCUUAAAGCAUUGGUAGCCAUAGAAGAUUUUGAUAUACAAUUAAAACUGAACUCAUACUACACCAAAACUCCAUGGAAGAAAUAUAAAAUCUACUGCUGGAUAUUGAUUUUGAUGUCAUUAGGUAUUCUUAGAAUGGCAAAAACAGCUUAUCAUAGAUACCGUGCUAACGAUAUCGAUUUCCUAGCUCAAUAUUUACUCAAUAUUCUGAUGGAAAUUCUAUGGAACAUUGACGUGAAUACUCUCUACUUGCUUAUCUGUUACGAAAUAUCAUUAAGAUUUGCGGACAUGAAGAAUGUUACAAUGAAAUUUAAAUAUGGAAUGAAAGCCAGAGGAAAUUGUCAACUAAUGGCAAGGAACUUGGAGGAGCUGAGAAUCCUACAUGGUCAAUUAUGCUUGGCCACCAAACAUUUCUAUGAUGCUUUUCUGCAAAGAAUUAUGCUUUUCAUACUGUUGAGAACUUUCAUCAUCCUGCAUCAUUGCAACGUUCUGUUGUUCACUUCCAAUCCGGCUAAACACAAAAAAAUGUUUCUGGAUGUGUCUUUGAUGUUAAUCAAUAUUUAUGUAUUGACGUCUUCAACUGGCUACUUUCUCAAUGAGAAUAGAGCAGUGAUGUUUCUUGUUAGAAAUAUGGAUGCGGAAGACCACUGUCCUGAACUCAGGAAUCAGAUAUUUUUCUAUGAAGCUGAGGCUAACUACUUGAAAAAGCGGAUCUUUGAAAGAAAAACGUUCAAACUUGAUAGGGAUACAUUCUCGGGCAUUGUGUCUUUGCUUGUAACAUUGCUGAUUGUAUCCAUCCAACUGCCUUCAGUUGUAGAAAAUUGGGCAUCGUUCUUCGAUAUGAGAUUUAGAAUUUCUGGAGACAAUUAUUUGAACUCAACAUUUUCAAACACAACUGCAAUUUAAACACACAAGAUUAGAUUAGUCUAGAUUAGUUUAGAAAAUCUUGUACAGUACUUUUGAAAAAUAGGGUUUUCUAUUUUUUAAAAGAGUUUUUAUCAAUAUAUAUUGCCCCUGUAUAGUAUGGUGAAGGUUUCUGCUCCACUUGUAGCCUAUUGCUGGCUAAUUCAUGAUACCGGUACUGUAAUUUUCUAAGACUCUCACUUCGUAUUUAUGAAUUAUAUUCAUUAUUGCACAAA